Messenger RNA from Oikopleura dioica, 660 nucleotides. Lineage: Eukaryota; Metazoa; Chordata; Appendicularia; Copelata; Oikopleuridae. The record is from the annotation of a GenBank genome assembly.
AUGAAGUUGAAUCUUACUUUUUUGGCACUCGCCUUCGCCGGAAAAUCGGAUAAAAAAUGCCGCGCGUGUGACGAUUUGAUAAGUCGGUUUAAUGAUUGGCAUAAAAAUCCAAAUAUGGUGUGCGAUCGGUACACUUCUCCGAAGUUUAUUGCCAAAGGAAAUCUUAGAGGAGCUUCCGGAUGGUGGCACAAGACUGGUGAGAAACUCAUGAACCAAUACGUCGAUAAGGCAGCAGAACUGCACCAAGCUCGCCUCGAUUUGCGCGCCGCGAACAAGCUUGAAAAAGAGCUCGCCAAAUACAAUAAGCAGAAGAAGAAAAUUGAAGAGCAGAAGGCGAAGGCUGAAAAUAAAGCGUUCAAGAAGGCUGACUGGGAAGCAUGGAGAGAAGACCAGCGACAGAAAAAUGAAGAAGCUCGUGCCCAGAAAAAACAGGAAAAGAAAGAACGUAAGGCAGCAGCCAAGGCCCUCAAGGAGCUCAAAAAGGAGCAACGACUUGCGAAGAGACUGCUUGCGGAUCAAAAUAAGGCACUCUUCGCGUUCUAUGCAAGCCUUGAAGAGCACUAUGAGCCAGUCUGCCCGGACCUUUACCUGAUUGAAGGCAUCCAAAACGAGACUGUGGUUGCAAGAAAAUACGAGAAUUUUCUCCGAACACUUGCGUAA